GGGAGUGGGAGUUAGCAGGAGGAACUAAAUCGGGGUUCUUGGUUGGGUUUUCUUACUCCUGUUACUGACUACUGGUCUUGGAUUAAUGCUUCCAAUCCUUUUAGUAGCGUAUGUGUGAAUUUAUUUCAUUAUAACAAGGAAAAAGGUGUUGGAAGGUAAAAGCAGUUGGGAAAGAGCACAAGAUUUGGAGGGGGGAGAGAGAAUCACUUUGGAGUAUAGGAUUUAAUCUCAGCCCAGACAGACUUGUCCGGCUGAUUGUGCUGACUAGGAGAGUGUAGGUGGGAUAGGAAACUAGCUUUUCUUUAAUUAAUCUUUAAUAAUGUAUAGUUUAAGAAAGGAAUGUGUUAAAUAUUUGGAAACUUAAGCCUUUACUAUUUUGGUUUUCGUUUUCUGAAUUCUGUUAUUUGGGCAGAGGCACCAAAAAGUAACUGUGUAACUUGCUGUUUAGGGCAGGCUUUCUAUUAACCUUGAUUUUUCAAAUCACAAAGCAGCUGCCUUUGUAGUUAUCUACUGUUGAACUGAAGUGUAAAUUAAUUAAAGUUUUUAACCCUAACAAUGUCAAAAACUAAAACUAGAAUUUUGAUUGGUUGCUGUACCGGUUGUUAAUUCCCUAGCCAUUCAAACUCCUCCCCACGACACUCUGAAGCAGCGACGACACAGCGGGAAGAAUGGUAAAACUUUUAAAUUUUAUUUCUGUAUUAUAAAGGUUUCAAUAGUCAUAACUUGCAGAGGCUGUGUUUUGGUUGGUUGCCCAUUGACUCCCCAGGAAAUUCUAGACAUUAGUACAGUAGGAUAUCUUGUACCUGGGAUAUAAAACCUUUUCAGGCAUCAUGAGUGAUCUUUGGGCAAAACUGAUGCCAUUACAUGGUUUUGGGUCUGUGGUAAUGCAUGUAAUUGUGGUUUGGCCAAUUAAAGCUUAACAUAGUAAUGAUUUUUUUUAAUCUGGGCAAGAAAAACUAAUUUCAAAUUUGAUUUUUGUUUUUAAGACAUAUUUUUGGAAUUCUAAGUUUAGUGCUAAAUGUGAAGGUUACUUGAUAUAAAAUCAUGUGUAUUUAAAAUGUCUUGCAUGUUAUACUGAAAUAUUCUGGAGAUGUCAAAAGUAAAAUUUUUAAAGUAGCAUUGUGUGUAUGCAUUAUGCAAAAAUGUAUGUCUUUUAUCACCAACCGUAUUUAUAUUUAUAAAUAUAACUUUAAGAAUCGGAUAGUACAAUUCAGAGGUUGGCUGAUGUGGCUUUCCACUACAGCUCUUAAAUCAGAUAUUUUGUGUGAUUUGGCUGGAACGUUAAUUACAGUUGGUUGAUGUGUUCACAAUUGCAUGAUUUCUCUUUGGAAGGCUGGUAGAUUGACUAUUAUUCCUUCUCCCUAAAUGUCAGUUUUUCUUUAGGAUUAUAUUUGAGUUUUCCAGGAGUUUUUUUAUCCACCACUACUGGAGUAUGGAGGGCCAGUAAUUUGUAGAUAGUUGACUUACAUGUGUACAAAUUACAUUCUAUAAAGAGCCUAGUAGGGUUAACGUUUAAAUUUAACUCGAGCUUUUCUUAUUACUGUAUUCUCAUCCACUAAAAUCUAUCCAGUUUUAUAUUGGAGAUAAAGCAGACUAGAAGCAAUAGUCUUAAGGGAAAAGCAAAAGAAGAAACUGGGGUUAGAGUUUGACACACAGAAUAAAAAUGUUCCUGAUGAGAAUUACACCCUUUCAUAUUGAUAUUUUCACUGCUAAUAGUGACAAACUAAGAUUAAACCAUAACUGUACUUGGUUUUGCUACUCCAUUAUAUAUUUCAAAUCUUCUGUAAGCAUUAUUUUCAGUAAUUUAAAAGGACCAUUAGGUUUGAAGGUCACUGUUUUUACUCUAGUAAGAAGUACUUGCCCUGCUACCUAAUACUAUAACUUUACAAGUUUUUUGAGUGACUUCGCAGGAAAAAUGGGCAAUUAAAUGUUUAUAGUUUAAUGAAUGUUCUAGAUUCUGACCAAUUUAUCGAAAAUAGGAUUUUACUGAGGUUCACUUUAAGUUAAGCAAGUUUACAUUUAACAAAUAAUGCUUUCAUUUUUAAAGUAUAAUAUUUGACCUUUUAAAAUUACUGCCCAGUCACCUAAACCUCAUCCUGUAAUACUCUUUUUUACUUUUGAACCGGAAAAGAAAAAUCUCAAGACCAUUAAACAACUUUUGGUGUCUGUGCACUUGCUCCUCUGUUCUUUUACUUGUCUCCCUGUUUGAGGGACAUUGGGCAGCAGUUUCAGAGUAGUCUCAGUAGUGAGGAUAAGACUACUUACUAGAUAUAAAAUCAUCUAAAUUUGAUUUCUUAAACAUAUUUCUGCAUGUGUUUCCUUUUACAGUUCUAACUUGAGAAUAAGGUGAUUACAGUUUCUUCCUAAAAUAUUUUUUAAAUCAUUUUGUUGUAGGCCUAAAAGUAGUUUUAAAAUUUGAAUAUAAGAUUAAACAGCUGUUAUGAGGAGGGCAUGCCUUUACAUACCUCUAGUGGAUAUUUCCACAGUUUACCAUGGAUUUUCAGAGUAAUUGUUUCCAUAGUAAAAUGCCUUCCUGAGUUCACCUCACUUUAAUCUUUCCAACUUUAGGGUCUUUAAUUUUUACUGAGAAGCAUUUGCACUGAAAUUUCCUCUUUUGGUAUGGACUCAUAUUCUCUGCAGGGCUGCAGUUCUGUUAGAGUAGAUACUUGGAAAUUAGUGUCCAGCAAGCUACAUGGAGGCAAUUUUUAAAGUAUCAUGAUCAGGGGAAAACUCUAAUGCUGUAUUAGCUUUCAGACAGUUUUACAAGAUAGGUACAUUGACUGGUCUGUGUUGGAUUGGGCAGGAAGCAAAAUAGUCCUAUUCAGUUAUCAAAGUAGAGCAAUACUUUUCUAAUAACAGGAUGUGUGAUCUAUUCUUCUAAUCAUUAGUGUAUAAGCUCAACUGUGAUUAGCCUGUUUGGGAAUUCUUGAAUUCUGCUAUAGGUUAUCUCCUGUUAAUUUUUAAGAAAUAGGACUACCCAUGUUUUUGUUUUAAAUAUUUGAGAUGAUAGUCUAUUCCCUGGUGCUUUGGGGGCAUUCUGAACACUGUUUGCCUUGUAAAACCAUUUUAGAGCAGUCUCAUGCCAACUUUACUUGCCUUUGAUUCAGUAAAGUUGAGUUUACUGUAAAGUUGAGACCCUGAAUAGAUGGUUCUGAAUUUUAGCAUUCUUUGGAACCUUUGACAGGUUUCCAGUGUUUAAAUUGCAGCAAUUGAUGCCCCCAAAUCUUGAGAUGAUGAACAUGUAAGGGAGGAAUAUUAAAUUCUCUCCGUUUCAAAUUCUUAUCUAUUACGAAAGAUGCUAUAAAAAAAUCACCUGACCUUUGGGUUUGGAAUUGGAGAAUAUCAUUGAAGUUUUUCGGUGCUCAUUUUUGAGAUAAAUAUACUUGCCUUAAGCCUGUUUUUCCCCAAGUCAUGUGACAUUCUCUAUGAACUAAGUGUGUAUUUACUUUAUAGUUUUUAUUGCCUGAGUAUCCUGUCAUAUAUAAAUACAAGAAAGUUUUGUCUACUACUGUGAUUUAUGACCAACAUGUAGGAUGGUUCAUUUUAGCCUUCAGGUGAUACAUGCCAUGCUUGAGAGCAUUUAAAAAGGAAUAGAAUAACUAUUUUCCUAUUCUACUUAAAGCUGUGCACCUCAAAUGUGUGCAGGUUCACAAAUGGAGUGAAACAUAACUUUUGUUAGUUCAAAGUUUUAUUUCACUUUAGUUCUGCUUCAACGUUUUAGUAGAUAGGGCACUGAACUGGAUGCUGGAAGCGUGGGAUCUGUUUCUGUUACUUCACUUCCAACAGUGUGGUCUCAGGUAAUAUAACAUGUUUGUUACUUGGUUUGCUGAUCUAUGUGUUGGAAACAACGCUCACCACAGGAAGAUUGACUACGUAGCUUGCUUUCUUAGCUUGUGUGUAUUUGUCCUGUGUCUUAAUAGUUGAUACUGCCAGUGGUUUACUCCUGUGGAGUAAAGGUAAGCAUGUUUUAGUUUCUGGAGUAUUAUACUGUACUUUGGAGCUAGACAUUUAAGACUGUUUGGGGGUGGGGUGGGAAGACUCUUAUUACUGGCAGUGUUUGGCCGGUUAUCAAGGUGAUAGUUUUAAGUAUUGGGUCAUGUUCUGUAAAUUCGUGCUUACCUAGACUUGAAACUAUCACAAAGCCCAAAGAACUAGGAACAUCGCCCUCUUUAGUCUUGUGAGAAAGAUGAAAAACUAAAAACUAUCAGCAAAUAAUACUAAAAAAGUAACCAACAGACAAUGUCAUGGAAUCAAUCUUCUAUAAUUUUUCCCUUAUACUAUUAAAAAGUUAAAGCACUGCAAGAUUCUUAAAUUUCAUCAAUAGAGUUAAUUAUUUUCUGAGUUUAGUGUUGAUAUCUAAAUUGAUUUCCAGUGGAUAUCUUUACAGAGUUGUGAAUGUAGUAAUCUCAGUUAACCAGAACUUUAACCUCUGGGUUAAAGAAAACCCUAUUCCUUAACCUCUAGAUAGAUGGGAGUUUACUUUACAAAGCUGAGAGUUUAUUUGAAAAGUAAAAAUAUAAGAUGUCAUUCUUGCCUAGGAAUGAAAUGAAGAAAAAGGUGAAAUUUGAGGUUAAACAUUUAAACUUUAUUCAAAACCUGUCUGGUUUAAUUUAUUAGCUAUUAUGUUUUCAACUUAGUUAUCUUUUUUCGUCAUUUGGGUUCAUUCUAAAGUAUAAAGUAAUGAGAUUUCAUAUACUAGGCUAGGAAAAUUAAUCAUUUUUAAUGACUUGUUAAAAGUUUGUUAUACUAUUUCCAAAGGCAUUUUUUUACACAGAAUCUAAAGUCAUUACCCUAACAUGUGAUACUAUCUAGUUGCAAAAAGUAAACCCAUUCCUUCCAUUUUAGGUAACUGGUGGCUUUAAAAUAAGUCUAUCUUCUAAGGAAAAACCAUUUAUGUGUUAGUGAGAUUUCAUUAUACUUAAUGUCAAUUUAAGAUUUUAAAGGAAUUAAAAUAACUACAAUGAUUAAAAAUACCAGGAAAUUUAUUUAAAUAAGUUAGUUGUGUGCUUGAGUAACAUUACUCUGAAAGGUGACAGUGAUUGGCUAGUCGUGUACUUGAAAUGUAAAUCACAUUUACAUUCUGUUGUAUUUUUUAAACUGUCAGAACUUGUUAUGAAACCAUGUACAAAGAUCAUGAUUUGUUUGGAAGUGUUUGAAAGUUACAGAAUUUUGGUGGGGGGGGGUGUUCCCUAUUCCAAAAUUGGAAGUCUAAUGAUGCUUAUUAUUUGACCUUGAAUGAGGUAUUUCACACUAAAGACUCGUUAGGGGAAGUAUCUUGAAAUAAGGUACUGUUGGCUUUGUAAUGUUAAACCUAAUGAACUCAAGUACAGAGUAUAAGUUGGAAACUAUAUAGCUCAUGGAGAUUUAAGUUACGCCAUUGAGUAAAUGAAAAAGUUGCUUUAUUAAAUUAUAUUUAGAUUGUGCUCUAUCAUUUCUAAAUAAUCUUAUUUUUAUUGAGCAUCAGACUAUGUUCUGUGCCCUUUUAGUGUGUUAAUUUAAGGUAGGUUUUUAGUCCUUUUUUUUUAAUAGACGUGGAAACAAUCAUAGAAUUUUUUUCCCCCUUGGGGUCACAGUAAGUGGUAGAGAUAGGAUUUAAAUUUAGGCAGUUUGGUUUACUGCCUCUAAAAUUUAUUUUCUCUAAAGUAUGUACUACAAAGCAGCCUACAUUCCUAAAUGACAUUGCAUAGCAUUUAGAUAAGUCAUUUGCACUCAAUUAUAUAACUUUAUGCCUGUCGUUUAAUACUGUAAUAGGUGUAAAAUCAGUAUUAGUAAAAGCACAGAUUUCAAUUGUUGAGUGUUUUAAAUCGAAUACUGUACUGCUUUUGGGGUGCUAAAUAGCUUAUAGGUAGAAUUUAAAAAGUAAACUUUAUUAAUAAAUUACGGUAGAUGAGGUCCUACAUUUUAAUUGGGGUUAUUGAUUUACUUACAACUAAGGAUCAAAUUUUAAAGCGUAUUGCAGCAUUAGGGGCCCAUUUUUGUUGUUAUUUGAACAAAUCUUGUGAUGUAGUUUUAACUUGGCUGCUUAGGAUUUUUCUGACGUUCUAUCUGUACUUCAUUGUAAAGUGUUUGCGCAUCUCUGCAGGAGUGACAGCAUCUUGGAAGUCAGUCUUUGUAUUCAAGGCAGCAGAGGUAAUCUGGAUGGACAAUAGGUAUUGUGCUUUAAGCAAGAUACAAUAAUAUAAAACAUAGAAAAUUUAAAUUGGUAUCUUAUACCAUCUCAUAAUUUGAAGGAGGGAGAGCAUGUCGGAGUACUGAUUUCUAGAGAGGCAAAAAUAAGUUCCCAUUUGUCUAGAAUUAAGAUAACUUACUGUACCAUACUGUGAUAUUUUGGUUUUUCUACUGAAUAAAGAUGGAAUGGAUUUAAUAUGUUCCAUUUAGUACAGAUGGAAUGGAUUUGGUACAGUUUGUGUUCAUUGUAGUAUAUUUACCUAUCUGGUAAUCCGUUGUGCAGCAACCUUCCUUAAUUAGAGCAGCAGAAAAAGUGCUUUUUUGGCCUAUCAUAUGGUAAUACAUUUGCCUCAGAAGAGCCACUAAAGCUCUUACUCAGAUGGUACUUUACAUAAAAUUUGGGAAGCUUGAGUGUCACCUAUCCAUCCUACAAAAAUGGGAGGGGGUGGCAUUUUAGAACAGCAACUGGUGAUUAAACUGGCAAAAAUGAAAAAUAACUUGUUAAAAUUGCUAAAAUAUGAGAUGCACUAAGUGUAUUAAUAGCUCUAAUUUCAGAAGACCCUAUGGGCAUGCUAUAGUAACUAUAUUAGAGAUGACUGACACAGUGUCAAAUCAUGAUUACUCUAUUUAAUUAGGAAGGCAGAAGGGUGAUCUACUGUAGAAGAAAAAAUUUAUUCCAAAUAAUUGAAGGUUGAAAAACAGUUGGAGGAGGGGUUGGGGAAAGCUGGCAGUGCCUUAAUGAAGGUGGAAUAUUUGGCUUUCAUUCUUUAAAGGUGCUGGAUAGCUGAAGUUUUACUACAUAUUUACUCUAAAUUUUUUGAGAAAGAGUAAUCAAUAUUAUGGAAUAUGUAUAAAUUAUAGUUUGCUAGAAUAGUUUAUAUAAUGAAUAAAUGAGAUUUGAUUGGUUAGGAAGGAUAGCAUCUUCAGUGACCUUUUCAGUUCUAAGGUAGACACAUUUAACAACUCUGCCAAAGACUAUUAAAGGUGGGAAGUUUCUUUGGAGAGCACUUUUAUAGGGCUAGUUAAUGAAUUUAGUAUGCUUAUCUAAUAUUUAAGAAAACUGACUUCCCAUGCUGUUGUAAAAAAACAUUUGGGGCUUGUGAGUAAUAAUAGAACAAGCCUCAUUAUUGGUGUUAUAUUUUAUUUCUUUGCAAUUGUUUUUAGUUUCUUAAUUUAAGGACACUUAAUCCAAUAUAAACAUUGCUUUGGUUAAAUAAAAUUAAAACUAGUUUUGUCUCCAACACAAAAGCCUUAUUUUAAAAAGCUAAAGUUGAAAGGCAAGAAAAUUGUGUCUGAUCUGUUCCUCAGAUAAUCUAGAUGCUGAAAUGAUUUCAUACCUAAAUUAUUGAUGAAAAUUUCCGUAAUAAUUACAGAAUUGGUAAUUUAAAAUUUAAAUUUCAACUUACUUGAAGUUGUUUCUGUUUUGAAACUUGCCAUGGAUAACGGAGCAAGAGGUCAUUGCUUUACUAGUCAGUUUUCUUUCUCAUCCUUAAAAAGAUAGUUAUGUCCUCCUAGCCUUGAAAGGGUAAAUGUUGGUAAUGAAUUUUCAUCUAUGAAGGCAGUAUCUGUAUCUUUAGGUUAAAAAGUAAGGUAUUUAAGGCAACUUAACUGACUAGGAUUGGAUAUUACAAGGUAUAUUACUUGAACGAAGAAAACGUAAUUGAAAAUACCUCAACUUUCCCCCCAUUGAAUUAGCAAUAAGCGUUAACAAUACCUAUACAACAUGGGUGUUUUUGUUAUGUUCAUUUGAUUAUAAAAUACAAAAAAGGGUUAAUAAAGGUUACUUCAAGCGUGGAAAUUUUAUCAGAAAAUCUUGAAAGUUAAGCGUAUAAAUGGCCCAACUCUUUAUGUACAAGUUGAAAACCUAACAGUGUAUGCCUAAAGUAAGACAACUUUUGCAUUAAAAGUUAACUUUGUCAUUAGAAGUAAAAACAAGUCUAUGGAUAAAAUAGUAAGGUCAGUAACACCUCAGUUAAUCUGGCAUCUUUAGGGAGAAGCAGAAGCAAGAUCUUAUUUUAGGGAUAAAAUUGGCUUCUUGUUGCAAGAAUUGGCUUUAGUGGCAAUAUUUUAAAAGCCCACAAUAUGUUGAUGUUUUCUGCUUUUAAUUUCUUUCCACAGCUGGAAGUUAGUACCACAUCCCCAUACCUACCCCGACCCACCCCAGUUAUAAAGAUGAUAAAUCGGAAAAUGUUUAUAGGAGGCCUUAGCUGGGACACUACAAAGAAAGAUCUGAAGGACUACUUCUCCAAAUUUGGUGAAGUUGUAGACUGCACUCUGAAGUUAGAUCCUAUCACAGGGCGAUCAAGGGGUUUUGGCUUUGUGCUGUUUAAAGAGUCGGAGAGUGUAGAUAAGGUCAUGGAUCAGAAAGAACAUAAAUUGAAUGGAAAGGUGAUUGAUCCUAAAAGGGCCAAAGCCAUGAAAACAAAAGAGCCUGUUAAAAAAAUUUUUGUUGGUGGCCUUUCUCCAGAUACACCUGAAGAGAAAAUAAGGGAGUACUUUGGUGGUUUUGGUGAGGUGGAAUCCAUAGAGCUCCCCAUGGACAAAUCCAAUAAGAGGCGUGGAUUCUGUUUUAUUACCUUUAAGGAAGAGGAACCAGUGAAGAAGAUAAUGGAAAAGAAAUACCACAAUGUUGGUCUUAGUAAAUGUGAAAUAAAAGUAGCCAUGUCAAAGGAACAGUAUCAGCAACAACAACAGUGGGGAUCUAGAGGAGGAUUUGCAGGAAGAGCUCGUGGAAGAGGUGGUGGCCCCAGUCAAAACUGGAACCAGGGAUAUAGUAACUAUUGGAAUCAAGGCUAUGGCAACUAUGGAUAUAACAGCCCAGGUUACGGUGGUUAUGGAGGAUAUGACUACACUGGUUACAACAACUACUAUGGAUAUGGUGAUUAUAGCAACCAGCAGAGUGGUUAUGGGAAAGUAUCCAGGCGAGGUGGUCAUCAAAAUAGCUACAAACCAUACUAAAUUAUUCCAUUUGCAACUUAUCCCCAACAGGUGGUGAAGCAGUAUUUUCCAAUUUGAAGAUUCAUUUGAAGGUGGCUCCUGCCACCUGCUAAUAGCAGUUCAAACUAAAUUUUUUGUAUCAAGUCCCUGAAUGGAAGUAUGACGUUGGGUCCCUCUGAAGUUAAUUCUGAGUUCUCAUUAAAAGAAAUUUGCUUUCAUUGUUUUAUUUCUUAAUUGCUAUGCUUCAGAAUCAAUUUGUGUUUUAUGCCCCUCCUCCCCAGUAUUGUAGAGCAAGUCUUGUGUUAAAAGCCCAGUGUGACAGUGUCAUGAUGUAGUAGUGUCUUACUGGUUUUUUAAUAAAUCCUUUUGUAUAAAAA
Miniopterus natalensis is the source of this 9482-nucleotide messenger RNA. The record is from RefSeq and is a predicted model, not a curated record. Lineage: Eukaryota; Metazoa; Chordata; Mammalia; Chiroptera; Miniopteridae.